Messenger RNA from Drosophila serrata, 1514 nucleotides. RefSeq names its product Poly(ADP-ribose) polymerase 16 (gene Parp16). Lineage: Eukaryota; Metazoa; Arthropoda; Insecta; Diptera; Drosophilidae. The record is from RefSeq and is a predicted model, not a curated record.
CUAGACAGUAAAGCUUUUAAUGUCAGUCUUAAAUAUUUGCAAAAAUUAUAGGUUUAUAUUUGAGAUUCCCAAUUGAAUACUUUGUUUUUUUGCCAGUGCCUGACCAGGACGAAAUCCAAUCACCUGCCUACCAGUUCGGGGAAAUCAUCGACCUGCCACCUGGGCGACACACUUCAUUCGAUUGUCGGGGAGGCUUAGAUUGAUGCCCGACUCUGCGAAAUCAUUUCAAAAUUUCAGUUUCUAGUCAUCGUCCUUGCGCACCUGCUCAAAUCCCUUGUUAAGAAUGACGGUCCUCAUGUUGCAGGCACGACGUAAUAGGUCAGUGAAGCGGAUCGGCUGGCGGCGUUUGUUAACGCUUGCCCUGGAAUCGAGACCGGAUCCGGUGGACCUGAAGGCAAUGUAUCUCGUCCAGGAGAGGCUCCAGCAGGAUCUGAUGGGUUGCGAGGCAUUAUUGUCCAUUUUUGCGGCCGCUGCCAUGAGCUAUCGCUAUCGGAGCAGGCUGAGACCCUUUCCCCAGCACUGGGCCAGCAUAGAUCAUCUGUGUCACACUCUGAGCGAUGUCCCUCCACUGAGUAUCCUGAACCAUGAGCUCAUGCAUUGCGAUUACAUGUCCUGCUCCCCCAAUGUGUCACGCCUCUUGACGGACAUUUUGGUGGAGCAGGGCGAUCGCGUGUCCUUGAGCUCGCUGCGACCUUGUGAGUUUCCUGAGCUAUACGCUCACCUGGGCAUGCCAGCUCCACAGCGAACACCCACACAUAUCUUCGAGGUGCGAUUGGGUAAGGGAAAUCCCAAGGCCGAGGCCUAUUUCCGUCUGCGGCGGAACAAUAAAGAGUCUGUGAGACUCGGUUUCUAUGGCUGCAAGCUGGAGAAGAUGUAUGCCCUGCUGAAUGACCAAUAUCUGACGGAUGGCAAGUGUGUUGAACUGACUUGCAAUGUGAAUGAGGCUUUGGCUAGGAGUAAACCCCAGGCCGGCUUGGGUGGCUCCCGGUGUGGCUCCAUUCUGCGCUGCGUGGCCGUGGUGGAAUUCGUGUUCCGCGACAACGAAACAAGUCCGGAUAAGCAACAUGUCCUGAUCCGAGAGGCGGAAACUAUGCAAAUCUCGUACCUAAUGGUUUACGGACAGAGUUGCCAGGAGCGUGAGGCCGAGGUGCAAAUGGAGCUGGAGAGGAAGCAUUUGGGCUUGAAAUUGCCCCAUUGGUUUGGUGGCCUCGAAACGGGGACCAUAUCCCUUAGUGUCGGCCUCUUGAUCGUCUCCUCAAUGUCAAAUUAUAGUUUCAACUUCUUUCGACUCUUGGCCCAUAUCGGGUUGCACGUCCUGAAGCGGGGAGUGAUGUGAAAAUUGUGAAAAUAUCGUGAAAAAUUGUCGUCAAGUUUUAUUGUAUUUUUCCAGCGACCUUGAGAUGCCGCAGGGAUUUUUCUUACCAAUCUUAGAGAGACACGUCACUCUGAUAUCGGUAAGAAAAGUCCUUUGUGACAUUGCAAAUGUGUGAAAUAAAAUCGAACUGUGUCUUAAA